This is a messenger RNA of Aphanomyces invadans, 783 nucleotides long. RefSeq lists its product as hypothetical. The record is from RefSeq and is a predicted model, not a curated record. Lineage: Eukaryota; Oomycota; Saprolegniomycetes; Saprolegniales; Verrucalvaceae. Gene Ontology annotation, biological process: double-strand break repair via homologous recombination; DNA double-strand break processing involved in repair via single-strand annealing. Bases 1 to 783 code for a protein of 260 amino acids. Gene Ontology annotation, cellular component: site of double-strand break. The transcript is spliced from 3 exons. Gene Ontology annotation, molecular function: Y-form DNA binding; damaged DNA binding; single-stranded DNA binding.
AUGGCAUCCGAACUGUGUCCGUCGUGCACGCUUGUGCAAGGAGGAACGAAGGAAGAAGGACGUGACAGCUUGCAUCAAUGCGUGUAUCGAACAAAGCUUGCCGUGCUGGCCCAACGCUUUCGACUGCUUCAAAAGACCCUCGAACAGCAGCAACUUGUGAUUGAGAAGCAACAACGCAAGUUGGAACAGCGCAGGUCAAGAGCAAAGCAGGAAGCCCGGCAUGACACAGUGCCGUCAACUCAAAAGAAUAAUCACUACACACAAGAGGGCGACCGCAAUGACUCCAAGGAAUCCAUCCGCGCUCGAGGCGACACUGUUACGAGUGGCAUGCCUGCAUCAUCUGUGAUGGACAUGAUGAACCAUCCUCUCAAGCGAGCGAAGCACGAUCCUCAAAACGUUUCCCCCGCUGUUGAGCAGGCCAUCUCGUUAGACUCAUCUCGCCCAGGCGGCAAGAUAUCCUAUACCCUCUCGCACGUCCCAUCCACUCGAGCAGCGAAAGCAACAACUUCUACUACCUCUGCGACGAGUCAACGUCGCUCCGAUCGGGACAUCGCUCGACCUAACAGUCGGCCUGAUUUCAAGUAUAUCGAAGUCGUCCGGAACCGCGAUGCCCGCAUGGCGCUACCUGGCCAUGCUUGUGAAGAGUGUGCCCAAUAUUACGCUGCGCUGGGUGACGAGUUUGAAGGCCACCAGUUCGCUUGUUCACGCCACCGGGCCAAGUGGGAACCGUACGCGACACCGGAGGACUUUUGGCGCCUCAGUUUUCCCGACUCGCCGUCGUAA